AUGAUUACUGCUUAUUUCUCCGAUAAAUAUGCUCGUCGUGGUAUCUUCAUCAUGUUCUGGUCAAUAAUUAGCACUAUUGCUUAUAUAAUUCUUAUUUUGGUCGAUAAUUUUGCUCUAAAAUAUUUUGCUAUUUUUAUUGCAGUUGGUGGAUUGUCACCAUGUACAGCAAUAUGUAUCAGUUUUCUCUCAUGUAACAUUAGUCCUCAUAUAAAACGAGCUACUGCAAUAGCAUUCAUGUUGUCCAUGUGUAACGUUGGAGGAGCCAUCGGUGGUCAAAUUUAUAGAUUUCAAGAUGCACCUCGUUUCAUUAUGGGUCAUUCUAUCAAUCUUGUCUGUUGUAUCUUGAGUUUUAUUACUGCUGCUUUUCUUGUUGUUUAUCUUUAUUUGGAAAAUCAACGACGUGAUCGUUUAUAUGGAAAAGUCGCAAACUAUACGUUAACAAAUCCCAAUACAGACACCAUAGACGUAUUUGGUUUGGGUAGUGUCGAAGAUCGACAACGAUGGGGCUAUGAAAAUAUGUCUGAGAAAAAAAUUCGCGAUUUAGGUGAUAAACAUGCUGCAUGA
Molecule: messenger RNA, 564 nt
Organism: Rotaria sordida
Lineage: Eukaryota; Metazoa; Rotifera; Eurotatoria; Philodinida; Philodinidae
Source: the annotation of a GenBank genome assembly